UCUCUCUCUCUCUCUCUCUCUCUCUCUGUGGGUAAGAUGAGGAGGAGCAUCUGUAUCAGUGCCUAUAGCGUGAUGGACGGGCAGCAGGUCGCCAUAAAACACACAUUUGCUCCGGCAGAGUGAAGUGAGGUGACCGCAGGUUCUGGUCGGGCUGAGGCGUGUCGCGGUGCCCUUGAGGAGACUAUUGACUGCCGCAGGAGACAGAGGAAGAUAGGGUAGUAGCAAAAGAACAAAUGACCAAGAAGAGGUGAUGGAGCUUUGGAGAUGCUCGGUAAAUGACUGAGGCUGACCGAGAGUCAAGUUAAACCCGGCGGGAUCCGCUGGUUUGCGGGAAAGCAGGUGUCUGUCAUCAUUAAAGCUUUAAAAUGGAGUCCACUCACCUCCUGACUGGCUCUAAGAAGAGAGUAAAGAUCCACCCUCACACCGUCACAGCCAAAUACACCACGCACACCCCUUACUCCCCUCAACCUGGAGUACACACACACUUCCCCCAACCAGGGGACGAGGGCUACGAUGACGCUCCAUCUUUUGAGGACUUUGGCUCCUUCCUGGAGGAGACUUCAGACAAGAAACAGCUGACGGAGAGCCGGAGGUGGCCUCUGACUCUGUUUGGCUCCAAAGACAAGGACACGACUAACAAACCUCAGGCUGCUGGGGGAGGAGAUGGGAGCGAGGGGGGAGCCAGAGCAGCAAAGGGGUCUGGGAAAGGGGUAGGAGAACAGCUGGCCAGUUUUGGGGAGGCGUCUGUGUCUGCGUCGCGGCUCACCUGGGUGGGGCUGCUCGGUGCGGCGCUGGCUCACGGCUGUUUGAUUGUUCUGACCCGCCUGGCCUCUGAACGCUUCAGCCUGGGCCCCCUGUUUCUGCUCUUGGUUCGGUCCAUAGUCCAGCUCCUCUCUGUAGCUGUACCACUGCACAGGGGAGAGAACCCUUUCGGACCGGAGGGCUACCGUCUACGUCUACUCUGUUACGGCAUUGCCUACUCUCUCUCCCUGUGCUGCGCCUACUCCUCCUUAAGCUUUGCCUCUCCUGGAAACGCCACAACAACCUGGCGCCUGGCAACCACAGCGCUAUCAGCAACCCUGGCCUUCUUGCUCCUGGAAGAAAGGCUGGGAUUGCCUGAUGGGAUCAGCAUGGCUGCAGGACUGUGUGGUUUGGGGCUUGUGUUACUUCCCACAGCAGAUGAGAGCAACUCAGUUUCACCAACUGACCCGGUUGUGUUCUGGAGGGGUGCGUUCGGCUGGUCUCUUUCGGCUCUCGCAGGGCUGUGGAUGGCUCUGGCGCUGGUUGGGUAUCGCUCCCUAAAGGAGAGGGUGGGGGUGGGCACAGCUUUGUUCACAGUAAGCUGGACAGGCUGCCUACUGGCCCCAGCCUCCUUGGCUCUGCUCCAGGAGGGCUGGUCCUGGCCUAUGAGUGUCCCAGCCUGGGGCCUGGUGCUGGGCCUGGUUGCCUGCUCUGUAGCAGCCUUUCUGGGGAUGACGCACGCUCUAACCCGACUCCACCCGGCUCUGGUCUCUGCCUCUCAGAGCCUGGAGGUACCUGUCGCCAUGCUGCUGCAUCUGGCAGUGCUGCCGUUGGCUCCCACUGCGCCCGAGGUCGUCGGGAACGUGAUGGUCGUACUGAGCGUUGGUUGGCUGGUGGCGUUGAAGCUGCUACCCGCUCGUGGGGGAGGCAGGCGCCAAAGGGAGGAGUAUGAGGAGAUUCUGGACUCACCCAUCAAAUAGACAUCUCUUCUCUCCUCUUCACACCUCCUUGUUUUCCCCUCACUUCCUCCUCCACAAGAUUGGUUUUAGUGUACAUAAGAGACUGCUAAAUGUUUACUGGAGCUUUAUCUAUUUUGUAUUGUCCUCUUUGCUUUUGAGAAAGUGCCAAUAUUGUGUUGUCUGUUAUAGUGACUAUGUGAUGUGACAUUAAAAUCUCUCUGAUGAAUACAAUGCA
Messenger RNA from Sander lucioperca (pikeperch), 1935 nucleotides. RefSeq names its product solute carrier family 35 member G2a (gene slc35g2a). NCBI's taxonomy places the organism in Eukaryota, Metazoa, Chordata, Actinopteri, Perciformes, Percidae. Bases 366 to 1721 code for a protein of 451 amino acids. The transcript has 2 exons. Gene Ontology annotation, cellular component: membrane. The record is from RefSeq and is a predicted model, not a curated record.